GUAGACAUGCCGAACGCGGUUAGCGCGAUCCAAAUCCUCCCGGUUCCGAAGGCAACCUCUAGCGACUUCUACCAACUGUUCCACCCCGCUCAAUUCACAAUUCUGGAUCUCCCACACAUUGCAAUGGGCUGACUGAGACUGCUCACUUUCAUGAAGCUGCAAUGACUAGUGUAUCCCUACACAACCGCCAGAACAACUUCUCCUAACCUUUCCGGAGCUUCCAAGCGCCUAGCCCAGCAUGUCUCUGACGCUCAAGAUCACCUCUCUGUUCGUCAGGACGCUAGCGAAGCCGAUGGCUAAUGCCAUCAAGCGCAAUGCCCACGAGCACGAGCGAUUCAGGCGGUUGUGUGUCCGGUUCGCACAAGGACUACAUCGUAUCGAUAUGCGCAUGCGUCUCGGCCUGCUGCAGGAUCCCGCAGUUAUUGACCGACAGAUAGCAAAGGAGGUCGCGGCAGCUGAAGCAGCUCGGAAGAGGUCGCAGGCACCCACAGUGAAGACGGAAGCAGAGACGAAAGCGGAAGAGGCUAUGACAAAACAGGAGCGGGAGGCCGCGAAGAAGAAGAUAGAGGCGGCACAUAAACCGCGGAUACGGCCGCUGUCGGAGACAAAGGCUAUCGAAAUGGGCGCAAACUUUGCCGCCGAGACCUUCAUCUUUGCUGUUGGCAUAGGAGUUAUUGUGUUUGAGCAGUGGCGGCAGAGGCGGAAAGCAAGGAACCAGCGCGACGACAUUCGCGAAGACUUGGAGGAGCUUCAAGUUGAGCUAAAGACCGUUAAGGCUGAGCUGGAAGAGAUGAAGGCCAGACAUCCCGAGUCGGCGACGGGAAAGCUGCUGGGUUUCUGGAAGGGCAAGAACGAGGCUCACAAAAGUGAAGAGAAGCCACAGUCCAAAAAAAUGACGCCGUCUGGAUCCGAGACAAUAUCGGCGAUGCAGACACCUCCGCCUACACAGGCUGGCCAGCCACGAGUAGUGCAGGCCGGGCUGGAAGAGACAGAGGGGCGACAUUCCACCUCAGUUACUGAACAGGUAUUGGGCUUCUGGAAAGGCAAGACGGAGAGCCAGAAGGCAGAAAAGAAGACCCAAGCCGAGAACAACACAGCGUCUGACGACGAGCCGUUGUCCCCGCCGCAGAAAUGAGCAAUUCCGCAGGAUAAGCUCUGCAUACUACACCUUGUGACUUUGGGAUUACUUGGCGGAGGUAUUCUGUAUUCUUUUGUCGCGCUUAGGAAAGCGAAGUGUGUACGCAUUCUCCUCUCAUGAUACCCAGCCGAGUCUUUGUUAAGACGGCGCAUAGAGAUCUCCGCUUUGCGCGUCUUGAAAUCCUACGUGUACAGUAUGCUGUUGUGAUAACAGGAAAUGGUGACCAGCUGGUAU
Messenger RNA from Trematosphaeria pertusa, 1372 nucleotides. RefSeq lists its product as uncharacterized. Bases 239 to 1135 code for a protein of 298 amino acids. The record is from RefSeq and is a predicted model, not a curated record. The transcript has 2 exons. Gene Ontology annotation, biological process: regulation of lipid metabolic process. Gene Ontology annotation, cellular component: mitochondrion. Lineage: Eukaryota; Fungi; Ascomycota; Dothideomycetes; Pleosporales; Trematosphaeriaceae.